AUUACUGAUUUCGAUGUGUUUCUUUAUUCCUACAUUCAAAUCAAAGUCACAUUCAAUCUACAAUAAAGAAAUAGAAGCUGCACUUCAAGCCAGUCUUUGGGGGAAAUAUUGACGAAACAUUUGAUCAGCUUGAGAGUUACAGGACAUGGACACUUCAUUUUCUUCAACUAGCACUCUGGAUAGACAUACAGAGUUGUCCUUGAGUGCUUUUCAGUCAAGAAAAAAAUAUAAUGAGGACUCAUGUUGUUGCUUUCUCCUUCGAUGGUGAAGAGGUUUGGAUGAAUUCUACUAGUUUUGAAUCUUUUAACACUAUGGUUUUGCAUCCAAAUCAGACUGAGCUGAUAUCUGAUGAUCAAAAUGGAAAUAUUCUUGUAUGGGACUUGAUUGCAAACUGUCAUUACAAGAUGGAAGAUGGAGUUAUAGAUGUUUAUGCAAGUGAAAAGGAUUCUGUUGAUCUCUUUCGUGUUGCAAGCAGUGCAACAACUAUUUUCAUUGACAUGCAUCACAUUCUCAAAAUAAUCUCUGUUGGAAAUGUUCAUUCUGCAUGCUAUCAUCGAUUUAGAUUUCUUGAAGAGGUGUGGUACUUGUUAACUUGGGCAUGCUAA
Messenger RNA from Lactuca saligna, 605 nucleotides. Lineage: Eukaryota; Viridiplantae; Streptophyta; Magnoliopsida; Asterales; Asteraceae. The record is from the annotation of a GenBank genome assembly.